Molecule: messenger RNA, 2124 nt
Organism: Clonostachys byssicola
Lineage: Eukaryota; Fungi; Ascomycota; Sordariomycetes; Hypocreales; Bionectriaceae
Source: the annotation of a GenBank genome assembly
AUGAGGUUGCUUGCACCCCUGAUGCUCCUUGUGAGCCUUAUGGUAGAAUUACUUGUGGCCGACAAGCUGAGAAUUGACCGAAAGGCCGUCGUUCAAUCUUUCAACCCAACAAGGACGGACAGCUCACCCGAAACCCCUUUGCAAGUGGGCAACGGGAACUUUGCCUUUGGCGCAGACAUCACCGGUCUCCAGACGUUUGGACCCUUCUCUACGCUGUCGACUUGGGGCUGGCAUAACUUCAGCCUGCCCAAGACCCCAGGCCAGACACAAGUAUCAGACUAUCAUGGUACAGACUGGUGGACUCAUGGCCGUCUCGUCAAUUACAACAUGGUCAGCCCCAACGAGAGCGAGAUUGGGAACUGGCUUCGAGAAAACCCUCAUCGAAUCAACCUUGCGAGGAUCGGACUCGUCUUCGGGGAUCAAAAUAUAACUGAAGCCGCGCUUUCUAACAAAUCACAAACCCUGAAUAUGUGGACCGGCAUCCUCACCUCUCACUUCACAUACAAAGACGCCUUGGUGACGGUUGAGACGGCGUCAGACCCAGAGACGGAUACUCUCUCGAUAACAGUUAAAUCUUCGCUUCUUUCUUCCGGCGACAUCGGAGUGGGUUUUGAUCUCCCUUAUCCCGUCAACCAGAAGUUUGAAGCCCCAUCCGUUGGAACCUUUGACAGUCCAGAGAAGCACUCUAGCUCCCUGACUCAGUGUGCAGCGGGCAGCCAGGGCACCAGAGCUAGAAUCGUCCAUGACCUUGAUAAUACUACUUACAGCUUGCAUCUAAAUUGGAAUUCGGCUGACAAGAUCAUCAGGUCAGAUCCAAGUACUCACAAAUACUAUUUGUACCCUCAAAGCUCCGAUACAUUGAGCUUGACAAUCGACUUUUCUAAAACAGAUCGCUCACAUGUUUCCGUGGAUGCCUUAAAGGUUCAAGAACGAUCUAGAGAUUGGUGGCAAAAUUUUUGGGAGUCGGGCGCAUUCAUUGACCUGACGGGAUCUGAAUCUGAAGCAGCCCAAGAGCUUCAGCGUAUCACCAUCCAGUCCUUGUACCUCGAAGCGGUUAAUAUUGCUUCCGACUUGCCUCCUCAAGAAUCUGGUUUGGUCAACAAUGGAUGGUAUGGGAAGUUUCAUAUGGAAAUGUACGGCUGGCACACCUUCCAAUUUGCACGCUGGAAUCACUGGCCUCUGUAUUGGCGCUCCGCCAACCACACAUAUCAACUCCUUCUGGACGAUGCACUUAGUCGAGCAAAGAGGCAGGGAUACGAAGGUGCGCGAUGGGGCAAAAUGACAGGAUCCAACCUCGUUGAUAGCCCAGGAGAGAUCAACACUCUUCUCAUCUGGCAGCAGCCCCACGCGAUGUACUUUGCAGAACUCGAAUAUCGCCAAUUCCCGAACCCGGAGACGCUCGAGAAGUGGGAUCAGGUCCUUUCGGCCACGGCAGACUUCAUGUACUCAUACGGGUUUUGGAAUGAAUCGUGUUUUCAACUUGGCCCACCAAUGUAUCCCAUCUCCGAAAAUACUCAACCAAACUCGACUGUUAAUCCGACAUUUGAGCUGGCGUACUGGCGCUUUGGCCUCGAAGUUGCAUCCAGAUGGAACAAACGCCAGGAGAAGCAGGUGCCGACUCACUACACGGAGAUGCUAGAGAAGCUGUGUCCUCUCCCCGUCGAUAACGGCACAUACCCUAUUUAUGAAGGUAUACUUGAUAUGUGGAUCGAUAAUAACACAGUUACUGAUCACCCUGGAAUGGCUGGAAUCUACGGGCUUCUCCCGCCCCCUUCAGAACGAGAUGCUCUAGACUUAGGAAUCGUACGUCAUACAGCCGACCGCAUUCAUGAAGUCUGGGACUUACCCAACUCAUACGGGUGGGAUUUUCCAAUGCUGGCAAUGAAUUCUCUUCGGUUGGGGGACGUGGACCGUGCGAUAGAGUAUCUGCUUCACCCGUCGUUUGAUUUCGAUGAUGCCGGGUAUCCAACCGGGGGCACAAGGGUUCCUCGGCCGUACUUCCCAAGCUCGGGGUCAUUUCUGCUGGCCAUGGCAAUGAUGGCUGGGGGCUGGGAUGGAGAGGAGUAUCCGCAUUUUCCUACAGACUGGGCUGUGAAGGUGGAAGGGUUCACCCCGGCGAUGUAA